AUGGAGCGCGUGCGAAAGGGAUCGGGAGAUAUACUUGAUACGACAAAGGGUCAACACCUUGCUCAAGGAAUCGACUGCGAAGUGCGACAACUACCAUGUGGUGAUGUGAGGUUCGUCGCACAGUAUCCCGGUGGAAUUGAGGUUAUUCUAGACUACAUCAUUGAACGGAAAACAUUGGAGGACUUCCACGCUUCUAUGCGUGACGGACGAGAGAGAAGGGAGGCGUUCAAGAUGAGACAGGCCCAGAUACCACGUCGGAUAUUCUUGCUGGAGGGUGACGUGAAGCAGAAUACGUUGCUGAGAAACAAAGCGUCAUUUGAGAAGCGCAGAGCGGAGAUCGAGGUAUGCGAUGAUUUCUACUCGAAAAAGACGAAGAGCCUAGACGACACUGUCGUUCUAUUCGUAAAUUUACAAACCUCUAUGCAUGCAGUUUUCGGAGCGGCCAUUGGCAUUGACGAUUGA
Messenger RNA from Chondrus crispus (carragheen), 462 nucleotides. RefSeq names its product Crossover junction endonuclease mus81. NCBI's taxonomy places the organism in Eukaryota, Rhodophyta, Florideophyceae, Gigartinales, Gigartinaceae. Gene Ontology annotation, molecular function: crossover junction DNA endonuclease activity; DNA binding. The coding region runs from base 1 to 462 and encodes 153 amino acids. The transcript has a single exon. The record is from RefSeq and is a predicted model, not a curated record. Gene Ontology annotation, biological process: DNA catabolic process; double-strand break repair.